Messenger RNA from Ctenopharyngodon idella (grass carp), 1297 nucleotides. It is a transcript of the gene atoh1b, whose product is annotated as atonal bHLH transcription factor 1b. The transcript has a single exon. Gene Ontology annotation, molecular function: protein dimerization activity. The coding region runs from base 220 to 918 and encodes 232 amino acids. The record is from RefSeq and is a predicted model, not a curated record. NCBI's taxonomy places the organism in Eukaryota, Metazoa, Chordata, Actinopteri, Cypriniformes, Xenocyprididae.
AACUCUUUAUUCUGUGGAAGUUUGAGGAGCAUUUUCUAUUGGCUGUGAGCACUCAACAGGAGCUUUGAGGGGAGGAGGGAGGGAGGUGAUGCCGCUAUAAGGCCGACAAGGAUCCUGUCUGAAGGUAAAGGGCCCACCCAAGACAGCAAGAUUGAGUUCAGCAUUCUCCACACUUGAUUUUUAUUUUUUUUUAUUUUUGUAGCCUACAUUAUAUCAGCAAUGACAGCAAAAACCAAACUUUUGCACUGGUCAGAUGGAAAAUUUCGGGGACGGGCGGAUGAUUUUUCUCUCUCUGAACAUCCGAGGUUGACCCGCAGUGACCCGCGGGCCUGGAUGACCUCCGCGACCCCCGCGUACUCAGCCGCAGGUGACCACUACGCUCACACGUCGGUGGAUGCCGCCAUGGACAAGUACAUGUCUGGAGACAACAGUCCUUUGACAGCGGAAUCUGAUCUGGAAGGAUCUAAAGCACAUGGGGGGACCAAGCAAAAUCUAACCGGACCUCAAAGACACAGACGCGUGGCUGCUAAUGCGAGAGAAAGGCGGAGGAUGCACGGACUGAACCGAGCAUUUGACAAACUGAGGAGCGUCAUUCCUUCCUUGGAGAACGAGAAAAAACUGUCUAAAUAUGACACCCUUCAGAUGGCGCAGAUUUACAUCACAGAACUGUCCGAGUUGUUGGAAGGUGUUGUGCAGUCGGAUUGCAGAGGUCUGAGGGACGGAUGCAGCCCAUCUGGCAACCAUGGUAACCUUGGUCAGAGGAGUUCAGCUCAGACUUUGAGGACCAGCAUCCCUUACGCACUGGACGCACCUUCUUCUAAUUUUGUUCCGGAGAAAAAUGAUGUCACGUCAAAUGCGAGUGAUGGCGAAUCGUCCCAUUUCAGCGACAUCGAGGAAGGUCAGACUGGUGGACGCUGAUGGCUUUGCUGGAUUGACUUUGAGACUGUGGCACUCUGCUUAAUCAUAAUUUAUUUGUCUGUGUUUUAGUAGACACUGAAAGAACCAAAUAGAUAGGCCCUGUGGAUAAUGGUUAGUUCUUCUAGAAAAUGCUUCAUUAUUUGAUUGACAAAAUUUCUGAAAACUCAAAAAAAAAAAAAAAAAAAAAAAAAAAAAAAAAAGGGAAGGAAAAAGCUAUACAAGCCCUUUAGUUGCACUUUAAGACAGACACUUGCCUAAAUUUGGAUUUUUCCAUUCCACAUGUACAAAACCUUCAUCAGUAAUGACAAAAAUGCUAUUUAUGUCUCUUUGUGAUUUUUUUAUUACCUCAAAAGUUUAAUAAAGAUUUUCUUUACAUAUA